AUGAAUUAUCCGCGCCAAUUACCAGAGGCCGUAGAUGCACUGAUAGGAUUCCGCGUAGAAUGCCACGACAACAGCUGUGGCGCUGCUAGCCAGCACUCCAUCGACCUUAGCAGCAUUCGACCUCGUUGUUACAUAUCUGACGACGACUUCUGGCAGGCUGCCGAGAACCAUCUAUCUUGGAAGCCUGUCAGAACACCAUUCGUAUCGUUCUUCAGAUCAUGGGAGAGAGCUCUGAAAUGGAGGGAACAUCUUAUUGAAAGAAAGGGGAAGGGAAUCAUGAUUGUUGCGGCUUGGUUGAAAGACUUGUCUGGAGUCUACGAUGCAUACAAUAUCGCUCAAUGUCUUAUAGACCAUCAAGGCCCGAGCUCAAGCAGUGAACUGCGACAGAACCUUGAUUACUUUCGUGGAGAACUGCUCGUUCAAGGUGGUAUCGACUACACGGAAAACAGAAUCCUGGCCUGCUUCCAGGGCGACAACCCCGAGAGCGAAAUGCAACCGAUAUCGCCACUGCUCAAAGGUCCCGAGAGGAGUCUUGUUGUGUCUAUUCCCAGAGGAACUCUACCGAUAUACGGCAAGUCAAAUCUGAGCAUCACCCAGCAAUUGGAGUGCGAAAUGUUGAGCCUCACGGGGGUUCGAAACGAUGUCAAGCUGUGCGUACUGGUGCUCGCAAUGUGUGACUGCGAAAUGGAAAUGAAGGAAGAAAACAAGAAGAUGACGAUCAAGGCUACAGAGCGCUGCGGAAACUAUGUCUUGAAAUUCGUAUCUCGCAGCUCUCGAUGGCACUCUUAUCUGGACGCAAUGCAGUAUGGUCUCAUGAAUGCUAUCAGGUAG
Molecule: messenger RNA, 831 nt
Organism: Fusarium musae
Lineage: Eukaryota; Fungi; Ascomycota; Sordariomycetes; Hypocreales; Nectriaceae
Exons: 2
Coding region: 1-831 (276 amino acids)
Source: RefSeq, a predicted model, not a curated record